This is a messenger RNA of Capsella rubella, 986 nucleotides long. Its product is annotated as 60S ribosomal protein L18a-like protein. The coding region runs from base 305 to 616 and encodes 103 amino acids. The record is from RefSeq and is a predicted model, not a curated record. The transcript is spliced from 6 exons. Lineage: Eukaryota; Viridiplantae; Streptophyta; Magnoliopsida; Brassicales; Brassicaceae.
AGAACCAAAAAAAACGUUUGGCAACGAAAGCCAAGAAUCUCUCUUGCCGACGGUCACGCUCGCGAAUCUCUCAGGAUCAAUAGGGUUUUGCUUGUUUUUUUCCUUGAUUGCUUACUUCUGGAAACGCUCAGACUUCUACGGCUUAUGUAAUUUCGCUCCUUUGUAUUGGAUCAUCAGAGUUUUGGAUUAUCUUAGGGAAUGUAGAUUUUCUAAGAUUUCUCCUGAAUGUUUCGUUCUUGUUACUUGGUGGGAGGGAGUUUAUAUUGGCCUUACAAAAUAUACCUACCAUUGCACUUCUUUCGCCAUGACUGCGAAUUUAGAGGAACAAAAGAAAGGAAAGUAUAUUCUUAUCCGUGACCGUGAUGGUGAGGACUCUGAGUUAGGACUUUUCUAUAAGCCCCUUCCUUGCUUUGGUUGUGGAAUUGGAUGGUUCUCGUUUCUUCUUGGAUUUGUCUUCCCAUUAGCGUGGUACAUUGCAACGUUUCUAUACUUGAUCAACUAUUACCGUAGAGAUCCACGGGAAAGAUCUGGUCUUGCUGCCUCUGCUAUAGCUGCUUUGAUAUUCUCUGUUGCACUUGUGAUCACCGUGCUUGUGCUUGUUUUCUCUGGUCGCUAGAGCCUUUUCACGCUUUGCACAUUCUUUCUGAGCUUCAAAGGAAAACAACUUCAAGUCUGUUUCCACAACAAGUAAAAAUAUUCAAUUUGAUGAAGAGUAUCAGUUUUGAAGAGAAGGUUCUGCUAGUUCUUUUUAGCAUCAAACUUUGGUUUGCUUUGUACAUAAGUUUAUACUUUUAAACAAUGGAAAUGAAAUAUUUAGCUCUUGGAGAUCUAUGUAGUUUCAGGCUUGUUUGUUGUUCGCGUUGGAACCUUUAAGCCAGGGUUAUGUCUGGCGCUUAUCUUCCUUCUUCAAAGUCUUUUCUUUCUUUCUUAUUGUACCUUAAGAAACAUAGAAAAGAAUGGAACAAAGUAAAGAAGCUUUGCCUCUA